Molecule: messenger RNA, 906 nt
Organism: Caenorhabditis remanei
Lineage: Eukaryota; Metazoa; Nematoda; Chromadorea; Rhabditida; Rhabditidae
Exons: 3
Coding region: 1-906 (301 amino acids)
Biological process (GO): mitochondrial L-ornithine transmembrane transport
Molecular function (GO): L-ornithine transmembrane transporter activity
Source: RefSeq, a predicted model, not a curated record
AUGCAUGAGAGCGGAGGAGACUCAUCGGCAGCAGCAGCUACUUCCAAAAACCAUUUCAAAGAUGGAAUUAUCGAUUUGUUGGCUGGAACUGCUGGAGGCGUGGCCAAUGUGUACGCGGGACAACCGUUGGAUACGGUCAAAGUGAAAGUACAAACAUUUCCGAAUCUCUACUCGAAUUGGGUCGUUUGUCUCAAGGAUACCUAUAAAUUGGAUGGAAUUCGUGGACUUUAUGCAGGAACCCUGCCGGCUCUCGCCGCGAAUGUCGCUGAAAACGCGGUGCUCUUCACAGCGUACGGUUACUGUCAGAAGACGAUUGCCACGUUGAACGGACUAGAAGACGUCAAACACAUGACACCACUGGAGAACGCGUUCUCCGGAUCCCUCGCCGCCGUUUUCGCGGCUACAGUACUCUGUCCGACGGAAUUAGUGAAAUGUAAACUACAAGCGGCGAGAGAAAUGAAACAGAAGUGUACACCGUUCUCCGUCUGUCGAGAUAUUGCGAAGACCACCGGUGUCCGUGGAUUCUUUGUCGGAAUGACGCCUACAUUGGCUCGAGAAGUGCCCGGAUACUUCUUCUUCUUUGGUGCCUACGAGACUUGUCGUUAUCUGUUGACUGAGGAAGGACAACGGAAGGAAGAGAUCGGUUUGGCGAAGACGGCGAUCGCUGGAUCUGCCGGUGGAAUGGCACUUUGGACGUCCAUUUAUCCGGCGGACGUUGUCAAAUCGAGAAUGCAAGUCACUGGUGGUGGCACUUUUAUGAGCACACUCAUGACCGUCGUUAAGGAGAAUGGAAUCCGUGGUCUCUACAAAGGACUUCUACCAACUAAUCUCAGAACUUGCUUCGCCUCCGGAUGCCUGUUCGUCGCCUACGAGGAAACGCGCAAAUUCUUCCACUACCUCCUCUAG